AUGGUCGCUUCCCACCGCUUGGUCUGGCCAAAAUUCACCUAUAUAUACAACACUUAUGAUUUUUUCACUCCAUUCAUCCUCUUUCGCUCCGCCGACUACCUCGACGACACCGUCAGGCUGCCCGGCUGCACCGUCGCCGCCGCCGGCGGCAUCCACGCGCAGCGCUCGAGCCCGCCCGCGCCGCUCUCCACGCCAUGGGGAGUGCCUCCCUGUGAGCACCGGCUCCGUCUGCGGGAUCUAAACUCCCCCCUCUCUCAAUGGAUUCAUGGUGGGGCAGUCCGGCAUGCGCACGCGUGCAGCACGGUUGUGGCGUCGAGGCAGCUCGUGUUGUUCCUUCAGAUUUCAACGGUGGCCUGGGAUUGCGCCGCCCGUGCCCUGCAUCGCCAGCGGCCUGGGCUCGCACCGCCCGUGCCCUGCAUCGCCAGCGGCCUCGGCUCGCACCGGCAAGCAGCUCCCCCGCGACCCCUGGAGCCGGACCCUCCCCUCCCCUGCCGCGCGACUCUGCUCUGCUCCUUCCGCCAUCCCCGCGCGACUCUCGCAGCCGGAUCCACCCCUCCACUUCUGCAACUCCUCUCUGCUCCUCCCUCCCGCCAUCCCCGCGCCACCACGACGGGCUACCAGCACGGGCAGCUGCUGCCGUCCACAACGCCUUACCCAGCGAGCCCCGCCUGGCCACGGCUCCUCAAGCGGCUGUACUCGACGGUGCUCGCGCAGUACUCUGACUCCGGCCCGCGGUGGAACUGCAUUGCUUGGCCUCGUGCCGCAUGCAGUUUGUUGCUCCUCUCCAUGUGGUCCAUGCACAGGUUGCACCACCAUGGCUCGCUGGUAGUACUAUCAUCAGCAAGUCCGCUAGAAAAACAGGGUGUCCCAUGCUGUAGUUUGGCUAGGGGCAGCACGGGGUUCAGUUUAUUUUAGUUUUCAGAUUUGCAGUGUAGUCCAAGCUAUUCAUUAUUUUGUCAGAUCCACGACUCUGCGUGGGCUGCAAUUGUUGAAAAACAGAAAUACGUGGAUGAAGUUCAUUGUGUGUUUUCUCUAAAGAGAAAUCGAGUGAAAAUUGCAGUCUGUUGUUGUUUU
Triticum dicoccoides is the source of this 1074-nucleotide messenger RNA. RefSeq lists its product as uncharacterized. The record is from RefSeq and is a predicted model, not a curated record. Bases 1 to 915 code for a protein of 304 amino acids. Lineage: Eukaryota; Viridiplantae; Streptophyta; Magnoliopsida; Poales; Poaceae. The transcript is spliced from 4 exons.